UUUCCUCAUAGGUCGGUUUUUAAACCCGCCAUUUUAUCCCUUUCGAGACUCUCACUACCCGCUUCUAUAAAUUCUCGAAUUCAAGUCUUCACGAGAAAUUUCAUCACUAUCCCCAAAAUCCUCUCAAAUUCAAAUUUCCGUUCCGGAUCCGUUAUCGCUGAGAUUUUUCAAAUUUCGUGGAAUGCCUGUGAACUUGACCGCAAACGCGAUCCCGGCGAUUAUCGCCGGCGACGUGAACUCAAAGCCAGUGGUUCAGGUAUUGGACAUCAAGCUAAUCGGCGCCGCUGCGGAUCGGUACGGACUCCUAAUCUCAGAUUCUGAGUCAAGUCAGCAGGCUAUGCUGGCUGCUCAGCUUAAUGACCGAGUCAAAACGGGCCGCGUUCGCAAAACCUCCGUCAUUCAGUUGAUUGAGUACAUUUGUACCACUGUUAAAAAUCGCAAAAUUAUUGUUGUCAUCAACAUGGAAACUAUUAUACCAGAAUGUGAGAUAAUUGGGAAUCCUAAAGUGCUUGUAGAAUCUAAUUUUGGGGCUCAGAAAGCUAUAUCUAAUGGCAUUUCUGGGUCUGGAAUCUUUAACAAUGGUAACUUGAGUGCUCAAAGAUCUGGCCAAACAAGCUUUGCUAACAGCAACAACUUGAGCUCCCUAAACUCAGGUAAUAGCAUGCAGAACUACCCACCUGCAAUUCAACCUGCAUAUCAACCUCCUCCAAAUUACAAAAGCCAUGGGACAAUAAUGAAGAAUGAAGCACCUGCCCGCAUUAUUCCAAUUGCUGCUUUGAACCCCUAUCAGGGUCGGUGGGCUAUUAAGGCUAGAGUGACUGCAAAGGGGGAUCUACGUCGCUAUAAUAAUUCCAGAGGAGAUGGAAAGGUCUUCUCAUUUGAUCUCCUUGACUCUGAUGGGGGUGAAAUACGUGUCACUUGCUUUAAUGCGGUUGUUGAUCGCUUUUAUGACAAAAUUGAAGCUGGAAAAGUGUACAUGAUAUCAAGGGGCAACUUGAAACCUGCUCAGAAGAACUUCAACCAUCUGAAGAAUGAAUGGGAAAUAUUCUUGGAGAUAACUUCAACUGUAGAUCUCUGUCCAGAUGAAGAUACCACUAUACCAAGACAGCAGUUCUCAUUCAGACCUAUUAGUGAUAUUGAAAGUGCAGAAAGCAAUUCAAUAAUAGAUGUGAUUGGAAUUGUAAUAGCUGUCAAUCCUUCUGUUCCGAUCCUGAGAAAGAAUGGAAUGGAAACUCAAAGAAGAAUCUUGAAUCUAAAGGACCAGUCUGGGCGAAGUGUUGAGUUGACACUAUGGGGAGACUUCUGUAACAGGGAAGGUCAAAAGCUGCAAGAAAUGGCAGAAGCUGGGUUUUCCCCUGUUUUAGCUGUCAAAGCUGCAAAAGUUAGUGACUUCACUGGGAAAUCCAUUGGAACCAUUUCUUCCACUCAACUGUUCAUAGAUCCAGAUUUUGCAGAGGCUCAGACUCUAAGAGAGUGGUUUGAUCGGGGAGGAAAAGAUGUUGCUUCUCAAUCUAUAUCUAGGGAAAACAUGCCUGUAGGAUCAAAAAGUGAGAUACGUAAGACCGUGUCUCAGAUCAAGGAUGAAGGGCUUGGUAGGUCAGAUAAACCAGACUGGAUUACAGUUAAGGCAACUAUAACAUUCGUCAAAACUGACAGCUUCUGUUACACUGCUUGCCCUCUGAUGAUUGGAGAUAGACAAUGUAAUAAGAAAGUUACCAGGUCAGGAAACUCGAGAUGGCACUGUGAUAGGUGCAAUCAAGAGUUUGACGAAUGUGAUUACAGAUACCUUCUUCAAGCUCAAAUUCAAGAUCAUACUGGGUUGACAUGGGUGACAGCUUUCCAGGAAUCUGGGGAAGAGAUUUUGGGCUGUCCUGCAAAGGAGCUACACAUGAUGAAUGAAGAGGCUGAUGAUACCAGAUUUUCUGAAAUUAUUAGAAAAUGUCUCUUUACACAAUUUCUAUUCAGGCUUAAAAUCAAAGAGGAACCUUACUGUGAUGAGCAGAAGGUGAAGAUUACAGUUAUCAAGGCAGAGAAAGUGAAACAUUCUGCAGAAAGCAGAUAUCUCCUUGAUUUAAUUUCAAAAUUCCGUCCUUCUUGAACAAAGGAAGCCAGAUGAGAGACUCUUAUUGCAUCCAUUUUUAAGAAACCCAUUGGCCUCUCAGAGAGAUAUAGGCAAAAAGUCAUUAUUGUAGUCAGGUGAUUAUUUUUCUCUUCGCCAUAGGAAGGUGCAUUAUUUGCAUUCUUGCUUUGAAAUCCCACUUACUGGUCUAAUGUAGCUUUAGUAUCCAAUUGAUUUGGAAGAAAACAUAUUUUCAUUUUUUUUUUGAUUUGGUAAUCCCCCCUCCCUUUAAUCCGUUCUCUCCACGGUCCAGCCAGUCGUGUUUCUCACUUUCCCCCUCUUGUAAGUGAACACUCAGCUUGGAUGGAAUAAUCUUUCAGAUGUUCGUAUUUUUAGAUGUAUAAAAUGGAAUAAUCUUUCAGCAAUUCUUAUUUUAUAUGGAUAAAUUUUGGAUGCCGAGUUGGGAGAAGCUCAUAAGGCAUGUUAUCAUUUGCAUUGGUGGAUUUCUUAGUUUUUAGUAGAUAAAAACGAGUCAUCCACAGGUUUACUGAGUCUUGGCUAUUGCUAUGCUCAGCUCUCUGAAAAUCAUUUGAUUGGUGAAAAGGCAGAGAUAUUAGCUAGCGUAUUAGCGGGAAUUAAUUGUAUUGCUCUCCGCGGUCUGCGAGAGCAGCAAACUGCAGUUCAAUGUUUCCUUUGAUAAGGUGGAUUUCUUCAUGCGAAGAAAUAAGCUAAAGUAGAGAUAAUACAUUGAUUGGUUAUGUAAACAUUAUAUAAAUCAUCAGG
This is a messenger RNA of Nicotiana attenuata, 2842 nucleotides long. RefSeq names its product replication protein A 70 kDa DNA-binding subunit A. Gene Ontology annotation, molecular function: single-stranded telomeric DNA binding; damaged DNA binding. Gene Ontology annotation, biological process: double-strand break repair via homologous recombination; meiotic cell cycle; DNA replication. The transcript is spliced from 2 exons. Bases 182 to 2098 code for a protein of 638 amino acids. Lineage: Eukaryota; Viridiplantae; Streptophyta; Magnoliopsida; Solanales; Solanaceae. The record is from RefSeq and is a predicted model, not a curated record. Gene Ontology annotation, cellular component: DNA replication factor A complex; nucleus.